Silurus meridionalis is the source of this 3222-nucleotide messenger RNA. Its product is annotated as centrosomal protein of 83 kDa-like. NCBI's taxonomy places the organism in Eukaryota, Metazoa, Chordata, Actinopteri, Siluriformes, Siluridae. Gene Ontology annotation, cellular component: centrosome. The record is from RefSeq and is a predicted model, not a curated record.
UGGAGUAAAUUUCUCAGCCAUAUUUCCAAACUUGAAGGCUGGUGGAAGUGGAAAAGCCCAGGAAGUAAGUGCAGGGUUCCGCAGCUUGGACAUAGAGCUCAAGAAGAUACUGAUUGAUGAACGGAUGCGCUGUGAGAAGCACAAAACCAACUACCAGAGACUUAAAGCAGAGUACAUAAGAUUACAGGGUAAAUAUACACAGUCCCUGGCUGAACUCAGAAGGAUGCUAAGUGAGAAGCAGGUUGGUCAGGAGAAGCUGCAGCUGCUACUGGCGGGGCUAAGAGGAGGAGUGCUGGAUAUGACCCAGGAGCUCGAUGAGCUUCGAUUACAGAAAGAGGACCAUGAGCGGGUUUUAAAGGAGCAGCGAAUAAGUUACAGUGCGGAUCUGGCUCUUGUGGAAAGGGAGAAGGAGAAGCUGAGUGCACAGCUGCAGAGUGGAGAUUGUGUGACCGAUGGGAAGCGUGUGAAAGCUCUGUUGAGAGAAAAUGCGCAGAUGCAUCAGCGGCUCUGCAGCCUUGAGGCCGAGGUGGCGGAGCUCCGAGCGGAAAGAGACAGCACAAGAGCACAGGCAGAAAACACACAACGCAUCCAGCUCCGCCAGCUGGCCGAGUCCCAGAGUGCACACAAGACCCUGGUGUCGGAGAAGCAGUCCGUGUGCCUGCAGUUAGAUCGAGUGGAGAAGGAGCUGCGCUCGAGCCACGAGCAGCACGCCGUCCUCACGGGCAAACUGCACAAGGCUGAGAGGGAAAUACACACCCUGAACAGUCAGGUUGAAGAAAAUAAACAUGCCCAUAGGCUGGAACUUGCUAAUGUUAAGAUGGAGUUUCUGAAGGCCAGAGAAGAGCUGGAAAGAGAACGAGACAAACUGCAAACUCUUGGGGAAGAAUCUGCACAUAAAGAGCUGCAAAAUAUCAAUGCUAAACUGCAGCAGCAGACACAGCAGUUAGAGGAGCUGGAAAGACAAAAGGCAGAGAACACGGAGUUGAGAAGACAUAAUGCGGAGCUAAACGUGCAAGUCAGCACUCUGUCAUAUUCAAAGCAUGAGCUGAUGGACACCAACGCAAGGCUGAGGGAGAGUCUGGAAAGAAUGAGAGAAGAGUUGCGAAAUGCUCGCACACAAACCAAGAGGAUUCAGCAAGAAACUGGAAGGCUUGAAGAGGAAAGACGUGUGGAAUGGUUGGAGAAAAAACAUACAUUUCAGGAAAGAGAGGCAGAACUGCAAGAGAAGUACAGCCAAGCCAAACAACGUAUGCAAAAAGCUGCACUCGCCCAAAAAAAGAGGAAGACUCUAAGUGAGGCUAAAGAGAAGAAACUGCAGGAUAAAUUACAGCUUCUGGAAGCCAAGAUAGAGGAACUGGAAUUUGACAGUUCUGUAGCAAAGAAAAAUCCCUUGUUUGCGGAGGAGCAUGCUCAACUUUGCAGACGUCUAACCGAGCUGCAGAGGAGACACGAGGAGUUUCGGCAGCUGCUGAUGGAAACCACACGCUCUCAAUGUCUGUACCCAACUCUAUUCAUUAAAGGACCUGAGGGCAGCUUCAAAAACCCACAGGAGGAGCAGCACAUGUGGGAGUUAUCAGAACUGCAGAAGAGACUGGAGGAACUAGAGAAUAGUCAACAGCAACAGCUGCAAGAACUGACUCCUCCUCCGGAUUGAGACAGAGAAAAAGACAGACCUUCAGCAACUCAUGACAGCCUGGUUGACCUCUGACCUUUCACGCUUUUGGGACUGGAGCCGUCAUAAUAUUGUGCCAAGUUAAAACUCUGAGAUUUCCAUCACCCCUGAUUCUGUGGGUGGUUUUUCAGGAGCUCGACGAAUUAUAAAGCGGAAAAUAAAAACCCGCAAAGAACAUUAAAAGAAAAGCCUGGGCAGCUGUUGACUGCCUAUACACCAAGCUGAUGAACAAUGAGCCGCGACUCGGGGGCCAAUCUAAGAAAAAGAUUCUCAAGCCUCCAGCAGACUGGGACUGAAAACAACGAUGAUCGUGUGCUGCAGUGCUGCCUGCAGUACAAGAUUUUGAAUCCAGAGUGCACGAAAGCUGUGCAUCCCAGACAUAGAAAUGUCCCAGGCAUUUUUAAGAGGACGCGUCUGUUCUUGUUGUAGAACAUCUGGAACUUGCAGUUUGUAAAAAAAUUUUUACAAUCGGCAGCAGUUAGUUUAAUGUUAAAUAAUGAAAUAAAUAAUCCUAUUUGGGCCUGACUGAGGCAACCAAACAGCAGCUAGCAACUAUGCCACCCUUAGUCACAAUCUGAAUGCCAAGGUUCUUUUACUGAUGUUUAUUACACAUAAUGGAAGUCAAUACCAACACCGACAUAAACACCAACACCGACAUCCUAGAACUGAAUAAAAGGAUAAAUAUACAAAAAUAUAUUCAGUUACAGAGAAAAACACGACUUUAAAUUUAUACAUUAAACAGAAAAUAAACCUACAUACCACUUUGCCUGGACUAAGAGUGGUAAUGACGAUCUCGAACACCAAAGGAUGUAUUUGUAUUAAAUUGAAAACUGCUGACGUAGCAAAAUAUUUACCAUAAUUUUUCAAAACAUUUUUUAACCGCGGUGAUGAAUCACACCCAUACUCUGGUCACCCCAUAAUUUGAACUUCAUUUCCAUCUUGCUAAGAGGAAUUCUUUACCAUUAAAGUACUCAAAUGUGCUUCUUGUUUCAUCCAAACUUUCAAUUAUAAAAGUUUUUUUACGCCACUUGGAUUUAAAACAGAAAGAAAAGGUCACUUGGUCGGACUUUGAAUCUAUUUCAGCUUCUCCAAUGUUACUCUCCUGCAAGCCACUCGUAAACAGGAUUACGUUGUAGUCCUAAUAGCCAAUGAGAGCGCCGCAAAAUUCUGUGUUAACCAUUUACAGGGGUAAUGGCGGGAUUAUCUCAAUGUGGGUGAGAGUUAAAAACAAACAAACCAGUUAUGUUUUCAAUGUUUUUUGUUGUUGAUGAAUUCAAAUACUACUAAUGAUCAUUUUUAUUUUUAAUUUCGACUUGUAAUUUUGAGGUUUCAGAAAAAAGAUUGGCUUGAGUAUUCAGUUAAGGAGGAUGCAGCUUUUUCCUACCCCUGUCGUGCCCAAACUGCAGUGCAAAUUUUGCAACGCAUUGAAGGACCUUGUUUUGCCUUUAUCGGUUCACAUUCGCGAUCAUCCCUGGACUACCUGCAUUACGGCUCACACCUCUGCCUUGUACAUGUUCAGACUAAAUAAAGACAAGGUGUUUAACCAUACU